Molecule: messenger RNA, 3712 nt
Organism: Dromaius novaehollandiae (emu)
Lineage: Eukaryota; Metazoa; Chordata; Aves; Casuariiformes; Dromaiidae
Gene: AKAP17A
Product: A-kinase anchoring protein 17A
Exons: 5
Coding region: 591-2675 (694 amino acids)
Biological process (GO): regulation of RNA splicing
Cellular component (GO): nuclear speck; cytosol
Molecular function (GO): protein kinase A binding; RNA binding
Source: RefSeq, a predicted model, not a curated record
CCAGCCGGGACGCUCCCGGCGUACGCGGAAGCGGAAGCGGGUCUGGCGGCGCGCGGCAGGGACGGGUGCCGGCGCGGCCGUUGCUGUGGGUUCGCCGCGUCGCGCCGCGCUGGCUGCGGUGAGGCGGCGCCGAGGCAGGCGCGAUACUUUACGUGUCUUUGUACCGGAGAACGUGGAGUCUGCCCUCAGUGCUAAUCUACUGUGGUUUGAGCGUUAAGGAGACUUUGAGGCCGUGUGACAUCGCUCCUCCUUCCCUUCCUCCCUGAAAAGACGGUAGCUGCUUUCUGAGCCAUCGCAUACCAACUUCGUUUAUUCCUAGAUCGUCCUCAGCUCCUUGUUUUUUCUGAAGCCUUACUAAGGUUUAAUUAUCUGUGGGCUCAGAUGAUUGUAAAAUAAUUUAAGAUGCUCGUGCUACUCAGUUUUAACUUUCUAACUGACUUUUAUAUUAAGAGACAUUGGUUUUACUUGGGAAUGGUUAAAUGUCCAAGGAAUUCAAUUCUUUAUGGAUAAGGGCUGUUUUAUUUGACAUUUUUUGGCCUAUAUGUUAAACUUGCAUCUUUAUUCUUUUUAUCCUAUGCUUUUUCUGUGUUAUGGCUGCUGCAACAAUAGUUCAUGAUACAUCAGAAGCUGUAGAGCUCUGUGCUCCUUGUGGGUUAUACCUUAAGCCCAUUACAAAAAUGACCAUCAGUGUGGCACUUCCUCAGCUGAAACAACCAGGAAAAUCCAUUUCAAACUGGGAAGUGAUGGAAAGAUUGAAAGGUAUGGUGCAAACUCAUCAGUUUUCCACUCUGCGAAUUUCUAAAAGCACAAUGGAUUUCAUCCGGUUUGAAGGAGAGGUUGAAAACAAAAGUUUGGUGAAGUCUUUUCUGGCAUGCCUUGAUGGCAAAACAAUAAAGCUGAGUGGCUUCUCUGACAUUUUAAAAGUUCGUGCCGCAGAAUAUAAGAUUGACUUUCCAACCAGACAUGACUGGGACUCAUUUUUUCGUGAUGCAAAAGAUAUGAAUGAAACUUUGCCAGGGGAAAGACCAGAUACUAUUCAUUUGGAGGGCUUACCUUGUAAAUGGUUUGCAGCAAAGGAUUCUGGCUCAGAAAAGCCAAGUGAAGAAAUUCUUAUAAAAGUUUUCAAGAAAUUUGGAGAGAUACGUAAUGUGGACAUACCUAUGCUGGACCCUUACAGAGAAGAAAUGACUGGCAGAAAUUUUCACACUUUCAGUUUUGGAGGCCAUUUAAACUUUGAAGCUUAUGUUCAAUAUUGGGAGUAUGCAGGUUUCAUUAAGGCCAUGAAUGCCCUGCGAGGGAUGAAGCUGAUGUAUAAAGGUGAUGAUGGCAAAGCAGUGGCUUGCAAUAUAAAGGUUUCUUUUGAUUCAACAAAACACCUGAGUGAUGCAUCAAUUAAGAAGCGCCAGCUUGAAAGGCAAAAGCUUCAAGAGCUUGAACAACAGAGAGAAGAGCAAAAACGUAAAGAGAAAGAAGCUGAGGAAAAACAAAAAGAGGAAGAAAGGAAGCAAAGAGAGCUUGAAGAGUAUGAGAAAGAGAAAAAAAGAGAAGAAAAGUUGCGCAAGAGAGAGCAGAAACAGAAAGAUCGUGAAGUUCGAAGAAACAAAAAGCAACUUGAAAAAAUACAAGCUGAAGAGCAAAAAAAAUUGCAAGAGAAGAUAAAGCUAGAAGAAAGGAAGCUCCUGUUAGCUCAGAGAAAUCUUCAGUCCAUUAGACUAAUUGCAGAACUGCUAAGCAGGGCAAAGACAGUAAAGCUUUUGGAACAGGAACAUAAUGAAGAAAAGAUCCGUCUUCAGCAGUUAGAGGAGAGACGAAAGCUACAGGAGGCUGAGCUCAGACGUGUAGAAGAGGAAAAAGAGAGAGCACUGGGACUGCAGAGAAAAGAAAAGGAGCUGAGGGAGAAGCUACUAAACAAUCUUCUGAGCAAGAAAAUGGAUGCAGCUCAUCAAAACGAAGAAGAAACAGAAGCAUCUCCAUCUGGUAUGCUAAAAACUGCUGGUGGUGUUCCACACACUGUGUCAUCCAGCUGCAUCACUUCUACCUCGGGACAAGCUGUUGCAGGCAAACUAGCUUCAGGCUGUCAGAGAAAAGCAGUAUCCCCUGAGAGUAUAAAUACUCAGUGCAAGUACUUGAAUGGCAAUAUUCACGACAGAGGUCAUGUCAAAGAAGGCCAGAAACUUCAUACCGCAAACUCUGAGAGGUGUUCUGAGAAAAGAAGUUCAGGAGUGCUUUCACGUAUUCCUACCAAUAACCAGCAGCAGAAGAGCGUCUCUAGCUAUGACCAGAAUACCUGCAGGAAGGACUCGCACUGUGAGCAGGGCAAACGUAGCAUAGAGUCAAGGAGAAGAAAGAGCCGUUCGUGUAGCAGUAUAAACACUGAUGAGAGUAAGGGUAAAAGAGAGAGAAGCAAACACAGAAGAGACAUGAGUUAUCAGGAUGAAAGGCGCAGGAAAGAAAGGAGGUUUUAUAAACACUCUAGCAGAAGUUACAGUCCUCAACGAAGCUAUAGUCCUCGGCGAAGAAGCGUAAGCCCCAGACGUUCCCGUUAUAGAAGAACUCGCAGUAGGGAACGUAAAAGGGACAGAAGAGAGAGAAGUCGUAGUCGCAGAAGUGUGAGCAAGAAACGAAGAUAUCGGAGGAGAUCACUGAGUAAGCAAAGGAGUACUUGGAGUCGGUAGUAGAGGCCUCAGCCAUUUGGAAAGGCUGUGAUUGGACACAAGGGCCAGAAAAUUGUAAGCCAGACCUCAUUGGUGUGACUACUAUAGAAAACGCUUGUUUCAACCAGUGUCUAACUUGCAUCUAGUUCCUGAAACCAAGAAAAUAGAUGCCUGAUUUUGUUGAAGUUUCUUUGUGCUUUGUUGUCUCUUUCUAGGUUUUUCCCAUAAUGUAGGUAUAGCCACCUGUGCUUGAGUUCCUAGAGUGCUACAAGCUGACCUGUUUUCUUGAUUUUCAAUUUUGUAAUUUUUCUUAGUUCAUUUAGUUUUUCUUCUCUUCAUCACCUAUUUGGGAUCAAGAGGUACAUGGGUGCCAGUUAUAGGAACUCCAGGUGUGACAAGCUAUUACAUACACACAGAUUUAAUAUUAAAUGCUUUCUGGUGCACUCAGUGAAAUCAUAUGUAACGAAGUAGAGAGUUUUGCUGAUUGAGCCAGAGAGCCGUACUUUUGUAUAGUUCUUAAAAUUGACUACAAAGAUGCACAGGAUAUCUUUUAAACUGCUGUGAUUCCUUCAUUUAUCUGUAUGGUCCCAAACUUUGUGGCCCAAAUUUUUCUGGCAUGUAAUGCCAUUUAUGUAGUAUUUUUUUCCAUGUAAGAAAGGCACAUUGAUGUAGGAAGUAAGAAGCAGUGGUAAAAUGGUUGAAAAGUUGUUCUGUUAUUUUGUUGACAUAUUUGGCUUUGUAAUUACUUCAGAUGGCAGUCACAUGAAGCAUUUUUUUCAGGUACGUAUAGAGCUAGCAAUUACCUUUUGAAAGGGGCCUUCUUGCUAAAUUAUUUUUACUUGCGUUGUUGGAAAAUAAGGCUGCAGUGUCUCUUGUUAAAUCCAUUUAAGAAUACUUUUGCUUCUAAAAUGCAGCUCAGGAAUAUUAAAAGCUAUAACAUUAUAGUAAAAGAGUUUAUUUUGCCUUUUUAUGGUAAAAUUAAAAUCUGUUUCCAGUGAAAUGAAAUGGCUGUUUUCAUAUGUCAGUAUAUUAAAAUCUGCAGAACUAUCAUAUGAAAA